AUUCUGGCCAACCGGAAAGACAUCCGAGCGGUGGAUCUGGAGAGGAACCUGACCCGGGUAGUCGUCGAUAAGACCACUGAGGCUGUUGCCUUAUCCUACAUUUAUUCAACCGGAACUCUUUUUUGGGCCGAGGUCUUGACACGACAGAUUCUCCGGGCUCCGAUGCCAACGUCGCUGAAUGGCGGUCACUCUCCGGUGCCUAGCUCCAGCCAACGAGUCAUUGUCCGUAACAAUAUUGGUCAAAUUGACGGGAUCGCCUGCGAUUGGAUCACUAUGAAGCUCUAUUGGACCGACUCGGUGUUUCGACGGAUCGAAGUGGCGGACGUCGAAGGAAGGUUUCGCAAAGUUCUCAUAGGGAACGAUAUGGACCUCCCACGGUCGAUCGCGGUCGUUGCCAACAACAACAUCAUGUUCUGGACAGACUGGGGUGAAAAGCCCAAACUCGAGAGAGCAUCGAUGGACGGCAGCGACCGAAAGGUCAUCGUCAGCGGCGAUAUCGGCUGGCCCAACGGCAUCGCAGUAGAUCCGGACGAGCCAAGGGUUUAUUACAGCGACGCUCGGUUAUCAGCUUUGUUCUCCAUGGAUUUCGACGGAAAUCACCGCACUAAUGUCCUGAAAUACGAAGGACAUCCGUACUCGGUCGUCGUUCUCGACAACUACAUCUACUGGACCGACUGGCAGAACAACUCGGUCUUCACUACACCGAAGAGAGGAUUGGGGUCGAUGCGGAAAGCUCUGCAAGACACACAUCUGACCACUCUUGACAUAAAGUUCUACGCAAGCAGUCAGCAGAGAGGCGAUCUCAACACUCCAUGUAACCACAACAAUGGUGGUUGUUCCGCUCUUUGUCUCCUAUCGACUAAUCCUUCGGGGAUGUCCUGCGCUUGCCCGACCGGGGUCCGUCUCCAGUCCGACAACAAGACUUGCGAAGAGGAAAUCGAGAGCAUGUUCUUCGUUGCUAGAAAAGUCGAUAUCCAAGCAAUAUCAUUGGACACAUCCGACCACACGAUCAUGGCCCUUCCUCUGCGCGAUAUCAAGCAUGCGAUCGCCGUGGAUUUCGAUCCGUACGAGGGCUUCCUCUUCUGGUCGGACGACGAGACGAAAACGAUCAACCGUGCGAAACUCGACGGGACCGAGCAGCAGAUAAUCAUCAACAAAGAUAUCUUCCUUCCGGAUGGAAUCGCCAUAGACUCCGUCGCGCGUAACAUUUACUUCACCGACGCCGAGUCCGGCCGGAUACACGUGGCUCCAUUGAGCGGCAGCUACAGAAAGACAAUCAUUUCAUCGGGUCUGCGAAAACCAAGAGCCAUAGCGGUGGAUUCGAAAGCGGGUUGGGUAUACUGGACCGAUUGGGGCUUGGGUGUUGUGGAGCGGUCCCAUCUGGACGGACGGAACCGAGAGACUCUGGUGCACAACCCCCACGGUUGGCCGAACGGUCUUGCCCUCGACACCGAGAACGGAAAAAUGUACUGGGGAGAUGCGAAAACCGCUCUGAUCGAAGAGGCCAACAUGGACGGAACGGGAAGAGUCGUCCUACUAGAGAAAAUUUAUCAUAUUUUCGGCUUGGCGCUCUACAACGGCUAUCUAUACUGGAGCGAAUGGAAACUCAGUCGACUCGAACGCUACAAACUCGAUACCCGGGCCCGAGAAAUCAUGGCUGCGAAUCUAGCUGAUGUCAUGUUAGUCUGGGCAGGGAACAUAAAGAAACCCCCUCCGGGGAGCGAUAACCCUUGCUAUAAUGGUGGGGGCUGCUCCCAUUUCUGCCUUAAUACUCCGAGGGGGAAAGUGUGUGCCUGUCCCGAUAAUAUGACACUCACGGAUGACGCCAAGUCAUGCGAACUUGAGAAGCCUGUUCUGUUGGCAGCCUCCUCCGAUGGGAAGCUGAUGCACGGUCUGGUCGGAGCAAAUAACACUCUAUUAGGAGAGCAAGUAUCGCAGAUCACUGAAGUUCAAGCCGUGGGCGCUAUAGAGUUCUAUUGGACCGACAAAAGUCUCUAUUUCGUUGAUUCGAUCAAGAGAAUCAUCUAUCGAACAUUCGUCGAGCGCCCAGCUCGUGUAGAGGCCGUGGUCAAAAAUGGUUUGGAAAGAGUCUCGGGUCUGGCUGUGGACUGGCUCGCUGGGAAUUUAUACUGGGCCGAUUCGGAGCUUGCGCGAAUCGAAGUCAGCCGCCUCAACGGAGCUCAUCGAAGGGUCAUUCUUUGGGUCGAAAUGAAGCCCACUCUGCUCGUGGUCGAUCCUGUCGGCAAGCAGCUAUACUGGGUCGAUAUCUACUCUACCGCGCGCAUCGAUAGGAGUCGUUUGGAUGGCUCGAGACGCGGAAAAUUAGUUGAUAUCAAAGCCCAAGCUCAAGCCAUAUCCCUGGAUCCGAUCGGCAGGAAACUCUACUGGACCGAUGGCGACAGCAUCGAGAGCGUGGAACUCAGCGGCAAGUCCAGACGAGCCGUUUACUCGAGUUCCAGGACUCGACUCUCACAAAUGGCGGUUCACAACGGGAGAUUGUUCCUAUCCAAUGAGACGCACGUGUGGACUUCAGUUGCCAGCCGUCCCGACCAAAACACCCAGCUCUGGCAGCGACAGGGUCCUCGCGGGGUGUGCGAGCUCGAGGUUCUUCAAAAACCUCCGGCGUCGGCCUGGAAUCAAUGUGCUCUCUCGAAUGGCGAAUGCCAAGCACUCUGUUUUGCUGUUCCGAGCAAAGAGAAGAGUUUCUACUGCUCCUGUGGCACCCACUACGUCCCGGACGCUCAAGAGGGCAGGUGCGUUUUACCUCGCAACAUGAUCCUGUUCGCUCAAAAAACCACUAUUGGCCGUCUGCCGCUGAACGCCGACGGUCCCGAUAUCCUGCUACCGAUCUCCACUCGGAGUGUCCGUUCUCUGCACUACGAUCCCUAUUCGGGUCUCAUCUACUGGCUCGACCCAACUCAGGAGCAGAUUCUACGUGCCAAAGACGACGGUUCGGCAUUCGAGCCGGCGUUCAAACCCUCCCAGAACGAAUCGCGGCUCAUCGACUUUACUCUUGAUCCCCUCACUGGUCAAUUAUUUUGGAUCUGUGGGAAUCGUAACACUAUUAACGUCGCACGCAUGAUGCCGCAAGGAAACUUCAAGCAACUCGGGGUCAUCGCCAAGCUCGACCGGCCGCGUCUGAUCGCUGUCCACCAGCAGAAGUCAUUGGUGGUAUUCUUGAACACGGAAGCGGGGGUGAACAAAAUCAUGAGUUGUAGUUACGACGGAACCGGCCUGAAGACGAUCUUCAACGGCAGGGAGAGGAUUAAGGCCCCGACCGACCUCGUCGUCGACACUCGGAGCGACCUCGUCAUCUGGGCAGACAUCGGUCCGAGACGCGUCGAAUCGGUUCAUUUGGACGGGGAUCGCUUCGUGACUCUCCUCAAAGAUAUCGAAGUCAAUUCCUUAGCGGUUUUCGAGGAUGCCGUCAUCGGAUUGAAUCGGAAGGAUCAUCAGAUUUUCAUGUUUGACAAGAACGGAGACGGCAAGAAGAAGCUUCUGUCGUCUCAUCGAUCCCCUCUCGUCGAUGUUUUCGCUGUGCCUUCGACGCUGCCCGCCGUGAAACCGAAAGAUUGUUCGUGCUCUCACGUGUGUCUCGUCCACGGCCAGAAGGAGGUCAAGUUCUCGUGCAGCUGUCCUGAAGAACAUUCUGAAGGAUCUUGUGAUGUCGCCACCUGUAGCCCGUCCGAAUGGACCUGCAGAGGCGGAGUGAACCGGUGCAUCCCGCUCGAGGCUCGCUGUGAUGGAACUUUCGAUUGUUCCGACGGUAGCGACGAAUACGGAUGCUGUGCCUUGAUGGACGUAUUCAAGUGUUCAUCGAACGGCGAACUGGACAUGUGUGUGCACUCAAAGAGGGUGUGCGAUGGUCACGCGGACUGUCGCGACGGAUCCGACGAGAAAGACUGCGAGCACGAAUGCCACGACGAGCAAUGUUGCCAGAAAAGUUUUCGUUGUCAAAAGUCCCCUGGCAAAUACUCCUGCCUCCCACCCGAGAAGAUUUGCAACGCGGAGUCCGACUGCUCCGACAAUACUGAUGAGAUCUCGUGUUGUCCUAACGGAAUGUUCCAGUGCCAUAAUCGUUCGGGAUGCAUCGACUCUUCCAAAGUCUGCGAUGGCUACAGACAAUGCGCCGAUGGCUCUGACGAGUUCUCUUGCUGCAGUGACAACUGCAGAACGCUCGUUUCAAAAAGUCAGGAUAUAGCUGUGCCAGCAGCCGACGACUCCAGACUGAGCAAGUUCCUCAUCAGUUUCGGAGUAAUAGUCAUCGUCAUCAUCGGGGUCGGAACGUUUUUCGCCAAGAGAGACCCCAAACGAGACUUCGGUCUUGAUACCGCGAUGCACUAUCAAGUCCAACCACAGAGUCUCAAUGCACCGAUGAUGCCUCUACCGGUGAUGAAAGGCCCCCCAGCUGCGCCCUCGUCCGCCGCUUCAUCGGAUCCGAAUCCCUCGACAUACCCCCACAAUCCGCCGCCAUCGCCGGCAACAACUCAAUCUUAUGACCAUCUGUAUUACAAUCGAGGGCCACCGAUGCGCUCGGGCGCUUCGUCCACCUGUUCAUCGAGUCAAAUAUACAUGGGCUCAGAGACUUCCUUCAUCGGCCAUCAAAGAAGGAAUAACAGGUGUAAUUUUAGAAGGCCCAACACGCCGUGCUCCGCCGAGGAGUACGACUCGUUGUGUUACGAGCGGGGCUAUGUGCCGCCUCCCGCGAGUCCGAUUCCGACGACGGAAAAAGCUCUUCUGUACGGUGAGCUUUCGCCGAACCCGUCGCAUCGAGAUCAGGGAUUCGUUUGA
Messenger RNA from Galendromus occidentalis (western predatory mite), 4791 nucleotides. RefSeq names its product low-density lipoprotein receptor-related protein 6 (gene arr). The record is from RefSeq and is a predicted model, not a curated record. Lineage: Eukaryota; Metazoa; Arthropoda; Arachnida; Mesostigmata; Phytoseiidae. The transcript is spliced from 12 exons. Gene Ontology annotation, molecular function: protein binding. The coding region runs from base 163 to 4791 and encodes 1542 amino acids.